Clarias gariepinus (North African catfish) is the source of this 3057-nucleotide messenger RNA. RefSeq names its product TRAF2 and NCK interacting kinase a (gene tnika). Gene Ontology annotation, molecular function: protein serine/threonine kinase activity; ATP binding. The transcript is spliced from 14 exons. Gene Ontology annotation, cellular component: cytoplasm. The record is from RefSeq and is a predicted model, not a curated record. Gene Ontology annotation, biological process: protein phosphorylation; regulation of MAPK cascade; MAPK cascade. Bases 113 to 2245 code for a protein of 710 amino acids. NCBI's taxonomy places the organism in Eukaryota, Metazoa, Chordata, Actinopteri, Siluriformes, Clariidae.
AAGCUGAAGCAAAAUAGGCCGAGAGGAAACAGAAACACUGGAACAUCCUGCAAUAUAUUUAUUUAUAUUUUUAUUUAUUUAACUCUGAUAUAUAUAUCAUCUUUUUAUAAAGAUGGCAAACAACAUGGCUUUGGAUGAUUUUAAUUCUCUCAUGAACCCUGAAGGACACUUCGAGCUGAUACAGAUGGUGGGAAGCGGCUCCUAUGGUCAAGUGUUCAAGGGUGCACAUGUUAAAUCAAAAAAGCUUGUUGCAAUAAAAGUCAUCAAUGCACUCGGGGCGGCUCAGGAAGAGCUGAAGAAUGAGAUGAACCUGCUGAAGACCCAGUCUCACCAUCGCAACAUCGCCACCUUUUUCGGUGCUUUUAUCCAGAAAAAAACACCUCUUGUAGGAGACCAGCUGUGGUUGGUGAUGGAGUACUGCGGAGGCGGUUCUAUCUCUGAUCUGAUCCAGAGCACAGAAAAAAAGUCUCUAAAUGAGGACUGGACGGCUUACAUCUGCGGAGAAAUCCUAAAGGGUCUGGCUCACCUCCACAAGUACAAAAUCAUCCACCGAGACAUCAAAGGCCAAAAUGUGCUGCUAACUGAAAGUGCUGAUGUCAAACUGGUGGACUUCGGUGUGAGUGCACAGUCGAAUAACACCAUGGGUAAGCAGAGCACGUUUAUCGGGACGCCGUACUGGAUGGCUCCGGAGGUCAUCGACUGUAAUUUAAAUCCUAAAGGUGGCUACGACUGUAAGAGUGAUGUGUGGUCACUGGGCAUCACAGCUAUCGAGAUGGCAGAAGGAAAACCUCCGCUGUGUGAUGUGAACCCCAUGCAGGCGUUGAUGCGUAUCACUAAGAAUGAAGCUCCGACAUUGAGCUCGAACGAAUGGUCUGAGAAUUUCCAGUCGUUUAUCAAGGGCUGUCUGGUGAAGGACCACAAGUGGCGUCUGAGCGCUGAUGAACUUCUGGAUCAUGCGUUGAUCUCCAACAUACAGAAACAAAUCCGUCACAUCCGCCAUGACAUCGUAGCGCACAUGGACAAGCAGAAAGGAGAAAAAAUGCGAGCUGAAGAACAAAAGAAGCGAGCUGAAGAAGAGGCUCAGCGGAUGGAGAAAGAGAUCUGCAUUAAGACUCCGUCACCUCCGAGGCACCAGGCUCUCAGCGCGAGGAUGUCUCUUCAGGACGAGAAAAUGCUCAAACACAAAUUGGAUGAGGAGCAUUUCAGAAGAAAGGAGCGGGAUUAUGUCAAGGCUGAAAUGCUGCGACAACACAAACAGUUAAAACAACAACAACGACAACGACAACAGAACUUCUCCCCAAUGUAUAACCAAGACCUGAUCAUCAGUAAUAAACUUUCUGUAGACAAUCAGAACUUUUGCAACAACCAGACUCAGAAGAACUAUCAACACUCACCCAGCCUGCAGAGGAGGGUCACUGCUCCCUGUCCCAUUAAAGUGCGGCAGGGCUCCUCUGCCCAGCCUCAGAUUCUGCAUCAGCAGCUCUCCAGAUCUCCCACCAGCCCCCUCGCCGUGCCUCAGAUCUGCAUCUCACAGCAGGACGGAAUCAGGAGAAAUCAGAGCCCGGACUUGGUGAAGCACAACAUGGUGAACUUCAAUUCAUGGAAUGCCAGUUCAGGUCACGAUCAGAGGAAGAAACGUGCGGUCUCGGCCUCGCCCUGCCGCAGAGGAUCACAGGGCAACUGCCAAGAUGUGAAUGGGAACAAUUCGCGCAGGGGCAGUUGGGCACCGUCCGGCAGUCAGGAGUGUUUAGUGGGCGAUAAGCAGUUGGAUUUAAGCGCAUCCGCUCCUCAACACUCACUUGAGGCAAAGCUACGAGGGCGGCCGCAGCGUGUGUAUUCCAUGCCUCAUGGGAACUUGCUUUGUGUUCCUCAGGCACAUAUCACUCCAUCUCCGUCCAGUUUGGAGGAAAAGGAAAAUGAUAACAAAUACAAGUCGAGUUCUUCACAAGAAAAUUUGAGCUCAUAUUCAGAGCCUGACCAGGAGGGUAUAAAUGUGAAGGAACAUAAAAAUAUCAGCCGAUCAAAAUCAGCAGGUUACACGGUCAAUGCCCAGGCCGAUGUGUCUCCGAAAAACAAAUGCACCGCUUUGUUUAGUCCCGUGAAGUCACUUAUUAAAAUCAUGGGCCUUUCACCUCGUGGAUCUCCACGUCAGAGUCCAACAUCAUCCAGAUCUCCAUCUCCAGGCAACAGCCCUUCAUGUACUUCUCCUAGGGACACCCCCACAAGUAUAUUUGUAGAAAAUUAAUAUUAACCAUGUUAAGAUUUCUUCUUCUUUCUCUGUGUAAAAAAAAAAACAUUUUUGGUGAUCUUUUUCUUCUGCUUGUAUCGCCUUUAAUAUGUGGCUUUAGUUAUCUGAGAUCUGUUUUUAUACCUUUUAAACAGUUUAUUUAUUAGUGGUUGGUCCAUUUUUUAUUUAGCAUGUGAUGUAGCUUCUUUUGAACAUUUUCCCUGAUAAGUGAUUCUUAUGAUGCUCACGUCAGUGAUUUACAUCAUCACAGAACGAAUGUUUGCAUAACAUUAGAAUUUUUAAGCUCUUAUCUCAAGUUAUUAUGCAAGUUAUUUUAUUAUCAGGGUUAUUUGUGUUCGUCAUGUUUAUGAUUUGGUGGAACAGCUGAACAAGUCGCAUCGGAACAGGAAUUAGUUUUUUUUUUGCAUUUUUGUUUUUACUAUUAAAUAUUGAACCUUUUGAGGAUAACCAUCAGGGGAAACAAUGUGUUCAAUUAAUUAUGUUUCUCAUUUUACAUUUUUUCACCAACUUUGUCUUGUUAUUUGAAAACUUAAAACUGUGAAUUUGUUUUAUCAUACUGUAUUAUUCACUGGUGUAUUAUAGGCUGUAUAUAAAUAUUAAUAAAUUGUUUAUUAUCUUAAAAGGUAAAAGAGUUAAAAGCUUAAUUCAUCACCAAAACAAAAGUUAACUUAACUUUAAGUUCAUUUGUUUACUGCCAUUUUAAACUUCAAUCUGAAUAACAAUUCUUAAAUGUUAUAGUACAGGCAAAGGCUGUGGAAUGGCAGGCUACCUAAUAUCUUAUUUUUGGAUUAAAAAUAAAAGCAUUUAAA